UUUCGGCACCAAUAUUGAACCAUUUCUCCCAGUUUCUGAGUGUACUCGAAGGCAGCAGGACCUGGAAGUAGGUAGCUCUUUGUGAGCAGGAAUCGAGUGGUCGGCGCUGUGCUGUAGGUCUAAUUUUAUAUUUGACAAGGGUGACCCAUUUAAAGUGAAAGUGCUGAAUCUUUCCUUUUAACUCCCGCUGAACUGGAGCUAUGUCAGACAUUAGGAUCCAUGUGUUCACCUCUGAUGAUGCUCCACAGAGGAAAACAGGAAAACGGAAGAGGAAAAACAACAGGCUUCGUAGAAAGGUGCGAUGCUCAGAGCAUAAAACACACGUGGAAGUUAAACAGACAUACAACCACCAUAUGGGACAGUCUGGACAUGUCCAAGCUCCACGCCACAGUGGAGCUUCCACACAAAACAUCUGUCGACCUAAUCCAGGCAGCCCAGCCAUGGCUUCACAUUGUACCUCCAGUCCUUCAGCCUCCACACACCCCCUACCCUCCUGGGUUUUCACUGUGCACAACAAAGGCAGCCAGGAGAGGCCAAAGGAACCUGUGAGCACAAACUCAGGUGCCACCACCCCCGGCCCCUCAGUAUCCAGCAGUUGUAAACCCACCACCACAUCUGCAGCAGUCCCCACUAAGUACCUGGCUAUCGACUGUGAGAUGGUGGGCGCAGGGCCAAAGGGGAGCAUCAGCCAGCUGGCACGCUGCAGCAUAGUGUCCUAUGAAGGAGAUAUAGUUUAUGACAAGUUUGUCAACCCCUCCAUGCCUGUUACUGACUACCGCACCCGAUGGAGUGGCAUCCGGCACAGGGACCUCGUCAAGGCCACGCCGUAUUCUCAGGCCAGGAAGGAGAUACUGCGGCUGCUGAUGGGGAAGGUGGUGGUCGGCCACGCUGUCCACAAUGACUUCAAGGUGCUCGAGUACUCUCACCCCGCUGCCUUGACCAGAGACACGUCCCGGAUCCCUCUGCUCAACCUGAAGGCCGGCUUCGCUGAGAAGGAGUGCGCGUCACUGAAGAGACUCACUAAGGCCAUUUUAAACCGAGACAUCCAGACCGGAAAGAAGGGACACUCUUCUGUGGAAGACGCUAGAGCUGCUAUGGAGCUGUACAAAGUGGUGGAGGAGGAGUGGGAGCGGAGGCUUGCCUCCAAAUGCCAGGUUAUUAGGACGAGCCAUGGAAAUAAAAAGAUCUGAACUGAAUGUUCGGUGUGACAGGUUUGGAGUGACUGACACACCAUCAACCCCUUUAACUCUCCUGUUGACUUUCGACUGGAGAAACCAGGAAAAGUGCUGGACUGAAAUUUCAAGCCCCGCUCUCAUCAUGGGUGAAGACUGUUGGGUGACGCUUUGCUGUGACCUUCAGUUUCGACAGUGACACUCUUGUUCAGGGUUUGCACUGGGUUUAAAUGCUGUUCCUCCUGCUAGGGUUCAGUCACAUCUACACCCCGGCAACACAAGUACAUAAUUGAAACAUACAUAUGCCAAAAAUGUUUUUAAGCUUUUAAUUUGCAAGUGGUUUGGUUCUGAAUCAACCAGUUCAGCUGUUAUGGGACAUUGGAGGCCUGUGCCACAAAGCGAGUUCAAUGUAUUCUGGCUCUUCGGGGUGAUCUGGCUUCACUGAGUGUAACUUGGAGUGUCUUGGAUAACGGGUACCACGAAGCUGGUUAUCUUUGUGCAUUUAAAACCCAGCACUGAUCACCAUGUAGCUGUAGACUCUCUAUUUGUCAGUGACCCAUGGAAGGCCUGGAACAGCAUAGUGAUAUGACUGCUCGAUGGAAUUGUCUAAUGCUUAUCACAUUCAUGAAGACCCAGUCAGGAUCCAGUAUAUAACCACUGUUUUUCCAGUGAUCAGAUUGGUCAGUGCUCAGGCUGUUGACAGAUUUUGAUCCGAUCCUCUGAACUUAGCCUGCUCCGGAGCAGGAUAGCUGUGAAGCAUAAGUCACCAUGGUGAUCUAAAAAGUUAGCCAGCUUCAUAAUACCAGCAAACCUGAGCUGAGCCCAAAGUUAGCUGGAUAGGCCACUGAUGUGGCUUCGUGGUACAGGCCCCAGGACACCUCAGAGUCAUGCUCACACCUCCAUCGUGUCUUCUCACCUUUGUGCCUUCCCAGCAUGGAUGGUAAAGAAGUAUGAAGUUUGAAUAACCUUUUACUGAUGGAAGUGCAUCGCUUGUCAGGGCAGAUGUUUAUGUUUUUGAUGAUGAAAAUGUCAAUUUGAAACUAAAUCCUGUCACAUGGUUCAGCUUUGAUCAACCAGUGCUGUUCUCAAGGGCCUGGGCCAGGAUUUGAAGAAUACCUCAGUCAUGAAUGCAUGUGGCUUUUUGAAUGAGUAAUAUUUUUGACCAUUAGCCCUUACAGUCAUAUUGCUUAAUAUUUUCCAGACACGUGUAUUAAUAUAAGACCAAAUAUAUUAUUUUAACAUGUAAAUGUUUUGAAAAAACAUAGACAGCACUGUUUAUAAAAGGUGUUGGUCAUGUAUAUUACAAAAAAACACAUGAUUUUAUAAACAUGCAAUCACUUCAGGGCCUAGUAUUUUGGAACAGGAAGCCUAAAUUUUACUAUAAAAGUUGAUCAUUGUUCUCUAAACGUUUCUAUACGUAACUGAGCUAAAACUGAAAAAGGUUUCAGCACAGGAUGCUCCCUCCCCCUCAAAACACUGCGAACAUCCAUCCUGACAAAGCCACAGUAGACAGCCUACAUCUGCUUUCACAGAGGGAGAAUAGGCAACGCUGCGCUAACAGCAACAGUGAAUCACCAGCACAUUCUGGGUUUAGAUCAGGUUGAUUGGAAGUGUCAAGAACUGUAGCCUGAUAGUAACAUUUGUGUGAGAUUAGAGUUCAGAUGUACAGGCUUGGUCUUUGUUAGAAAAGAUCUGAAGUCAGCAAGGGUCCAAGUUUUUAUAAUGGAGUUAGGGAGAAGUUUUAUUAAGUAAAGACAGGCCCUGUGUCUGUUUUUUUGUCUGUUGACCAAACCGACAGCUGAAAACAACAGCGUCACGGCAGUCGGUGCCCAAGCAUCUGAUGGUCACAGACCACAGCCGGCGUGUCCUGUGCUAGGAAUUCUUGACUUGAUGUUGUACUCAUCAACAAAAAGUGUCUGAAGUAGUUUUGUUAAGAAGCAUGAGAGAGUUUAGACUCUGCACACCCCAGUGAGCUGUGUAAUUGUUGCAUUGUCAGUUUAAGACGUUAUAAAAAUUGAAAACUUACAGGCACUGAAGCAUACCGAGGCCUGUAGUCAUCACAUGAAGCCACUUCCUCUGUCUUCAGCAAAACCCACUGCAGCGUGAUUUAAUCCAUUCCCUACUGUUGAUCCCGUCUUAAUCUCCUUGUGCAUCAGCAAUAAUGUGAAUAAUUUGAUUUUUGACCCUGUCAUUAGGUCUGUAAGUGAAAUCCAGAAUGUUAACACCAAAGAGGCUUUGGAUUUUCUUCUGUGGGUGUGUUAGAGUUUUCCCUUCAUGUUUAAGGCUGUAUAACAAAUGAAAGUAAUAACCAUCUGUGUCUCACUGGUCCUUGUAGUGAUGGCUGGCUCAAGCUAUUGGCAGCUAGUCUCUGUAGAUCACCCUGUUCAUGUUAGUCAUGACCCAGCAUGAGCCACAUGUGUAAUUCUGUUUAUUACCAAAUGCUUUUGCAGGUUGCCAGGUUAACCUCACAUACCUGCAUGGAGCUGUAUGUGGAAGCAUGAAAGGUUUUAUACUGUCCAGUAUGAAUAAAUAACAUCUGUUUGGGACAGAUAAUGAGUCACAGUAUU
Molecule: messenger RNA, 3739 nt
Organism: Monopterus albus (swamp eel)
Lineage: Eukaryota; Metazoa; Chordata; Actinopteri; Synbranchiformes; Synbranchidae
Gene: isg20l2
Product: interferon stimulated exonuclease gene 20-like 2
Exons: 4
Coding region: 201-1190 (329 amino acids)
Cellular component (GO): nucleus
Molecular function (GO): nucleic acid binding; exonuclease activity
Source: RefSeq, a predicted model, not a curated record